Adineta ricciae is the source of this 1131-nucleotide messenger RNA. The record is from the annotation of a GenBank genome assembly. Lineage: Eukaryota; Metazoa; Rotifera; Eurotatoria; Adinetida; Adinetidae.
AUGAGUAACUUGACGGUUACAAAUUCGACUUUCAACGAAGGUUUUUAUAUCUCUAGUUUGCCUCUAUUUGUACAAUGUAUCUUUUUAUUCUUAUUUGCUAUUGUUGUCCUAUUAGCUGUCUGUGGAAAUAGUAUUGUUAUUUGGAUUGUUCUUGCACAUCGUCGUAUGAGAACGCCGACGAAUUAUUUUCUUGUUAAUCUUGCUUACGCGGAUGUACUCAACGCACUUUUCAACAUUCCGUUCAAUGGCUACUAUAUGGUAGCUCAAACUUUUUGGCCGUUCGGAAGUAUCAUGUGCGUGCUAGUACAAGCUGUUUCUCAUAUAUCCAUCGCUGCCAAUGUUCUCACAUAUGUGGCUAUUAGUUUAGACAGAUAUUCGGCAAUUAUUCAUCCGUUGCGUACAAAACUAACUCAUACACAAACGAUUAUGAUCAUCUGUGGUAUAUGGAUCAUGUCUUUACUUGUCUCAUCCCCAGCGAUUCGAUCAUUCAGUACAGUCAAAUAUGAUUGCAAAAUCGACGAUAUUGAAAGUCAUAAAAAGUUCGAAUGGAUCUUCUUUUGCGUGACUUACAUAUGCCCAAUUAUGAUUCUAACAAUUACUUAUAUGCGAAUAGCAGUAGAACUUUGGGGACAAACUGCUAUUGGAGAAGUAACAGCACGUCAACGAGAUUCCAUUCGAUCGAAACGAAAAGUAGUUAAAAUGCUCAUCGCUGUCGUGCUGAUCUUUGGAAUUUGUUGGUUUCCUCAACAAUUAUAUUUCAUCCUCGUUUCGAUCUAUGAAACUAUUCCACAAUGGCCGGGUACGCCCUACGUUUAUCUUAUUUCGUAUUUCUUUGCCAUGAGCAAUUCAAUGUACAACCCCUUUCUCUAUUGUUCCAUGAAUAAUCGAUUUCGAAAUGGUUUUCGUAGUGCAUUUCGCUGUUGCCCGUGUGUCAAGUGGUCGCCUGAAUAUGCCACCGUAGGUCAUGUUUCCUGUCGCAGUGGAUCUGAACCAACAGCGCUCAGUACACUCUACUCAUCUCAGCGUAAAAGUCGAACAGUUGGUUCAGCAAAUUCUCCGCAACAAUCGAUUGUUACAGAAUUGUCUGUCAAUUUCACUCGACAUCCACGACAAUACGAAACAAAAAAUUAA